CGCCGAAAGGAGCGGUGAUCUCAGAAAAAUUUAUUUCGCUGUACAGUCCGUUUGCCGGGUUGUCACCAUGGCAAAUAAGCGGGUUUUCUUCGACAUCACAGCUGACGGCUGCCCUCUAGGCCAAAUUAUUAUUGAGCUGAGAUUUAAUGUUGUUCCAAAGACCUGUGAAAACUUCUUUCAGUUGUGCACUGGACAACCAGGAUUUGGUUACAAAGGCUCUGGCUUCCACAGAAUCAUCCCCGACUUUAUGUGCCAGGGUAGAGACUUUACCCAUCACAAUGGAACUGGUGGAAAAUCUAUCUAUGGAAACAAGCUUGCAGAUGAGAACUUUACUCUGAGGCACACUGGAUCAGGAAUUCUGUCUAUGGCCAAUGCUGGCCCUAACACAAAUGGUUCCCAGUUUUUCAUCUGUACUACCUUAACCAGUUGGCUAGAUAAAAAGCAUGUUGUGUUUGUCUCAGUUAUGAAAGGCAUGAAUGUUGUGAAAAAAAUGGAAAGCUAUGGUUCUCAGUCAGGGAAGCCCAGCAAGAAGUGUGUAAGAAGGGAAAAUGGGAACACAAUCUAA
Messenger RNA from Rana temporaria (common frog), 565 nucleotides. Its product is annotated as peptidyl-prolyl cis-trans isomerase-like. Gene Ontology annotation, biological process: protein peptidyl-prolyl isomerization. Bases 68 to 565 code for a protein of 165 amino acids. Gene Ontology annotation, cellular component: intracellular membrane-bounded organelle. The record is from RefSeq and is a predicted model, not a curated record. The transcript is spliced from 2 exons. Lineage: Eukaryota; Metazoa; Chordata; Amphibia; Anura; Ranidae. Gene Ontology annotation, molecular function: peptidyl-prolyl cis-trans isomerase activity.